Nicrophorus vespilloides is the source of this 795-nucleotide messenger RNA. RefSeq names its product leukocyte surface antigen CD53. NCBI's taxonomy places the organism in Eukaryota, Metazoa, Arthropoda, Insecta, Coleoptera, Silphidae. Gene Ontology annotation, cellular component: membrane. The transcript has 5 exons. The record is from RefSeq and is a predicted model, not a curated record. The coding region runs from base 82 to 795 and encodes 237 amino acids.
ACUAUUUUCCUAAACAAAUUGAAUUUAUCCAAUUGUUUUUGUUAAUAUAUUCACGAGAGUUUGCUUUUGGGGGUUAAAAAGAUGAAGAAUUGCGACGUGAAAUUUGUUAAAUACAUUUUGUUUCUUUUCAAUCUCGUGUUUGCUAUAUCUGGGAUUGCGUUAAUCGUCGUAGGAUGUGUCGUCCUUGCGGAUGUCGGCGAGUACCGACACUUUAUGGAGGGAAGGAUAAUCGCUCCGCCGAUUGUCCUGAUCGUUGCAGGUUCUAUAGUCUUCAUCGUUGCAUUCCUGGGAUGUUUCGGCGCGAUUAGAGAAAAUUACCAUAUGUUAAUGGGCUUUGCUGUUCUGCUUCUGAUUAUUUUCAUAAUCGAGCUUGCAGUUGGUAUAGCAGCGGCGGUAUACAAGCACGAUUUCCAGAUGAUAAUGAAAGAUUCGAUGAAAACUUCUAUGGGGCAAUACUACGAUAGCAAAGUCGAUCGCAUCUCUUGGGAUAAUCUUCAAACCAAAUUAGAGUGUUGCGGAAUCGAAGGACCAACAGAUUGGCCGGCAAAACAAAGACCGUACACUUGCUGUCACAAGGUGAGGGAAGGUGCUCAACCUCCUGAAGAUUUCCACUGUCAGGCCGCUCUUCCAGGCGAAGACAUCCUGUAUUCCGAUGGAUGUUUCGACAAGUUGAAGAUGAAAGCCGAGUCGAACGCGAAGAUCCUGAUUGGAGUUGGAAUUGGAAUCGCCUUCAUACAGUUGAUUGGAAUCAUAUUAUCAUGCUGGUUGGCAGUCGCAGUCAAGAAAAAGGAGUAG